CUUAUCGAUCUAUAAUGGAGGAAAAAUUUGAUGACAAUGGGAUUACAAGACGUUCAAAUGAUAGAAUUAACAAUUUCAAUUCUAGUGAGCCGAUGCUAAAAGAUGUUGAAAGUGCUAGUUUGAUUUCUCCUUUCGUAUUCUUUACGGCCUUUACUGUGGCUGUCAGUGGAUUUAUGUUUGGGUAA
Molecule: messenger RNA, 185 nt
Organism: Racocetra fulgida
Lineage: Eukaryota; Fungi; Glomeromycota; Glomeromycetes; Diversisporales; Gigasporaceae
Source: the annotation of a GenBank genome assembly